This is a messenger RNA of Dichotomopilus funicola, 1368 nucleotides long. RefSeq names its product CTLH/CRA C-terminal to lish motif domain-containing protein. The transcript is spliced from 2 exons. Gene Ontology annotation, biological process: proteasome-mediated ubiquitin-dependent protein catabolic process. Gene Ontology annotation, molecular function: protein binding; ubiquitin protein ligase activity. Lineage: Eukaryota; Fungi; Ascomycota; Sordariomycetes; Sordariales; Chaetomiaceae. Bases 1 to 1368 code for a protein of 455 amino acids. The record is from RefSeq and is a predicted model, not a curated record. Gene Ontology annotation, cellular component: GID complex; nucleus; cytoplasm.
AUGGCAGAUCUAGAUGCGGUCAAAAUAAACCACGAUACCCAUUUGCUGUUGGACCAAUCGUGCCUACGCCUGCCAUACGAGCUUCUACGCAAAAACUUCCGCUCUGUCCACUACCCCUUCGAAUGGGACUCGACCUCUGUCAAAAAUGUAGUCAAGGAGACGGCUAACGGCCUGAUCAGUGGCAAGUCCACGCCGCAGGAUGCCGUCAAGAGUCUCGACCAGAUGCUGGUCAAAAUGCGCGGCCUGAAGCGCAAGUUGACCGUGGCUGCCGAGGAGGAGGACAAUCUCUAUCACCAGCUCGAUGCCCGUGUGGCCCAUUUCCGCGACCUAGCUAAUCUUAAUACCGUGGACGACGUCCGUUACGAGGACUGGUCCCGCCAGCGUCUGGACCGUCUUUUGAUUGAUUACAUGCUCCGGCACGGCUACGACUCGUCGGCGACCUCUCUGGCUCAGGAGAAGGGGGUCAAGGAUCUGGUUGAUAUCGACACCUUUGUCACCAUGAGCAAGAUCCGCAGGUCUCUCGAGGCCGGAAGCGUGCAGGAAGCCCUCAACUGGUGUACCGAGAACAAGAAGGAGCUCCGCAAGAUGCAGUCCAACUUCGAAUUUAUGCUUCGCUGCCAACAGUACAUAGAGAUGAUGCGCACCGGAUCGCACAACAAAAUGCUGGAGGCUAUUAACCACGCCCGGAAAUACAUCACUCCCUUCAACGACACCUACCCCGUCGACGUCAGCAACAUGGCUGGCCUACUAGCCUACCGACCCAACACCAACAUGGAGCCAUACGCCUCAUUAUACAGCCCUUCGCGCUGGCCCAAGCUAGCCGAGACUUUUGUCGAGGCUCACCUCAAGCUGCUCAACCUACCUAUGACGCCGCUCCUCCACAUCGCCCUCUCGUCCGGUGUAUCCGCCCUCAAGACCCCAGCCUGCCACAGCACCCAAUCACAUAUCGACCCCGACCAUACCCAACAACGACAACAACCUGCCAACGGCGCCGGCACCACCCCAACCCAGAAUACAACCACCACCACAACCACCACUACUACCACCGGCACCACAACCAGCAACACACCCACAGCCACCCAAACCCACCCCCACCACCACCACGGCACCGCCUCCCUGACCACGCGCGUCUGCCCCAUCUGCUCGACUGAGCUCAACGCCCUCGCCCGCAACGUGCGCUACGCCCACCACAGCAAGAGCCGGCUGCUCGAGCAGGACCUGAUGCUGCUCCCCAACGGCCGCGUCUACGGCCGCGCGCGGCUGGCCGAGUAUGCUGCGAAGUCGGGCUUGCCUGUGGGGCAGCUGAAGGAUUUGGUGACGGGGGAGGUGUACGGUGAGGGGGAGGCUAGGAAGGUGUUUGUUACGUAG